UCUCCCUACAACAUCUUCUUCUCAUUUUUUCACUUUUGUUUCUUCAAAACAUACCAAGAAAGUUUUCAAACUUUAUAAAUAAGACAAAACCCUAAAACCCCUUUAUUUUAAAUUUUAUUUUUUAGGUGGUCCAAAGUCUUGUUUACUAGAAAAAUAAAAGAGUAUUUAUCAAUAUAUUGAGGGGGGUAGAAUUUGUUGUGUUUUAUUGAAACUUAGCCUUGCUUGGAAAGAACAAAAUAAUGGAUUGGAAUGGGAAUAUUAGACCUUUUGUUUCAAGACCAAUUCUUGACAAUUCUCUCAAUUUCCUCUAUAGCUACAAUUAUGACCAAUAUCCAGGUAUGGAAAUGAAGCAUGCAAUGCAAACACAACAUGGUGGAGUACCACUCCCAACAAUGGACAACAACAACAACAACAACUUUGUAUUCAAUCAACAUCAAUUGGACAAGAAGAAAAGAUUGUCAAGUGAUCAAUUAGAGUCACUUGAAAACAGUUUUCAAGAAGAAAUAAAACUUGAUCCAGACAGGAAAAUGAAAUUGGCUAAAGAACUUGGAUUACAACCAAGACAAAUUGCUGUUUGGUUCCAAAAUAGAAGGGCUAGAUGGAAGGCUAAACAACUUGAAAGACUUUAUGAUUCACUUAAACAAGAUUAUGAUGUUGUUUCAAGGGAAAAACAAAAGCUCCAAGAUGAGGUAUUGGCAUUAAGAGCAAUUUUGAAGGAACAAGCCACAAAGAAGCAAGUAAAUUCCACAGUUUAUACUGAAAUAUCAGGUGAAGAAACAGUUGAAAGCACAUCAAUGCCAAGUUCCAACAAGACAAUUACAAGAGCAAUUACUACAAGUAGCCAUCAAAACAAUAAUAUUAUUAACAAUAAUAACAACAAUAGUAAUAUGGCUGAAUGUAGCUAUGUUUACAAUGUUGUAGAUGGGCUUAAUCCAGUUAUGCCACCUUAUUGGGCCUCUUUGCCAACAUAUCCAUGAAGAAAGAUUAAUUAACUUUAUUGUGUUGUACUUCUAAUUAAUCUGUUAAGUUCAGCUUUCUCUUUAAUUUGCACUAAGAUAGACUAAUUAGAAAAAUAGGGAAUAGAGUAGCUAGCUAGUAGAGUGAGUUAGUGACUCGAACUCGCAACCUUUGGGUUGGAAGUGAGAGGUGUUUACGAUAGCAACUCCCUCUUGUCGCUAGCUACUAGAGUUAGUUUGAUAAGUUGAUGUUAUAUUUAAGAUUAGGACUACUAAGUGGUUUUUAUUAGUUUAAUUGUAAGGUUGUACUACUCUUAUUGUUGUACUAUUGACAUUAAUGUCAUUAGUUUUUAAUAGUAUAAGAUAGUUGAUGUUUAAUUAAUUCCAUUUGUUAUAAUAUAUACUUUACAAUUUUUUGAA
Messenger RNA from Capsicum annuum, 1376 nucleotides. Its product is annotated as homeobox-leucine zipper protein ATHB-22. Gene Ontology annotation, biological process: positive regulation of DNA-templated transcription. Gene Ontology annotation, cellular component: nucleus. The transcript has 3 exons. Gene Ontology annotation, molecular function: DNA-binding transcription factor activity, RNA polymerase II-specific; sequence-specific DNA binding. The record is from RefSeq and is a predicted model, not a curated record. The coding region runs from base 240 to 977 and encodes 245 amino acids. NCBI's taxonomy places the organism in Eukaryota, Viridiplantae, Streptophyta, Magnoliopsida, Solanales, Solanaceae.